UUUCUUCAUGACCUGAGACCGGAGUCCGUUGUUAAGUAACACCAAUUGUAUUUAGUGGUUGUCAACCUAAAGAAAAUGCUUUUACAAAACUAAAAUGGCAUCAAAAAUUGCUAAAAACUUGACAAGAAUACCUUUAUGGAAGAGGGAGAUUCCUAGGCCUCCUCUCUACUACAAAGGGGAUGAAAAAAGACAAGAAUUUCUUCCACUAUUUUGGAUGAAGAUUAUUCCUCCGGAACUUAAGAUGCCUAAAAAUAUCGUAUCAUUUAUUGUGCAUCCACAAAUGAAUAAACACGACAUUGCACAGUAUCUUGAGAAGAUAUACAACGUUCCAGUUUUACAUGUCAGGACAGAAUUGAGAGUUAAAGAUAUUUAUGCAAAUUCAGUUGAAAGGGGAAAAUUACAGGGUAGAAAAUAUACCAUAACUAAAGAGGAGGAGAAAUAUGCCUACGUACAUCUGGCAGACGGCACAUUUUCGUAUCCGGAUUUCUUCAGCAGUGGUGGUCAAGCAGAAUUGACUAAACAACAACUGGAAUUAGAAGCUCUUGAAAAAGCUGAAGGAAAGUUUAUAGCAGGUCGAGGUUCUGAAGGAGGUAUACCUCUUUGGUUUACAGGACGUAAAAAUAAAGACAGUAGAGAGUCACUCAUGAUGAAAAAAAAGAAGAAAUCUUGAUGACUUUAAGUGAAAUAUUACAUAAAAAAAGACUACAUUAUUCUAAAGACUUUUUCAAUAUGUAACAGUUUUGCUGCACUUUACAGUAGAUGUUUACUUGCAGAAAGAGUUGUGCGGGAUGAAAUGGAAUGCAAACUUAGGGGCUGUGUUCAGCUUGUUGAUUUUUCCUUUUAUAUUUUUUGUUUUUGAAUAGAAGCAGAUAUAAAGUGUUCUGCAUAAAGAUUGCAGCUCAACAGUUUACAAUAUGUGUAUGUUAAAAGAAUGAGAAAAUGAAGUGCCUAAGAUCAUUAUUAUUGGAUAGCAUAUGUUGUUCUUCAAGUCCUUAAAUAUUAACAAAGGUCAGUUUCAGUUACAAUGUGGAAAUGACCAGAAAUAGGGUAUGCAUAAAAUAUUUCCCUACAUCCCAGUUUAGUUAUGACAUUUGUAAUUUUUCCAGAAUUGGAAAAGUUUCACCCAGAGCUUGAACUCAAAAUUUGAAAACAUAAUAAUGAGUUUUGAGGGAGACUUUCUUAACACCAGGCCAUCUUACUUAUAAAACCAAGAUUAAUAUAUGUCUGUUUGAAUUGUACAUAGUAAAAGAACAAUGAGCUUCCUGGAUA
Molecule: messenger RNA, 1269 nt
Organism: Ruditapes philippinarum (Manila clam)
Lineage: Eukaryota; Metazoa; Mollusca; Bivalvia; Venerida; Veneridae
Product: large ribosomal subunit protein uL23m-like
Exons: 5
Coding region: 95-670 (191 amino acids)
Biological process (GO): mitochondrial translation
Cellular component (GO): ribosome; mitochondrial large ribosomal subunit
Molecular function (GO): structural constituent of ribosome
Source: RefSeq, a predicted model, not a curated record